Messenger RNA from Laetiporus sulphureus 93-53, 2059 nucleotides. RefSeq names its product general substrate transporter. The record is from RefSeq and is a predicted model, not a curated record. Gene Ontology annotation, molecular function: carbohydrate:proton symporter activity. Bases 321 to 1901 code for a protein of 526 amino acids. Gene Ontology annotation, cellular component: membrane. The transcript has 11 exons. Gene Ontology annotation, biological process: carbohydrate transport; transmembrane transport. NCBI's taxonomy places the organism in Eukaryota, Fungi, Basidiomycota, Agaricomycetes, Polyporales, Laetiporaceae.
GACGAUUUCAAUUUAAGCCGGUCGCUGGUGAUGUUUGGGCGGGCGUUGAAUGGUGUCUUGGCCACGCUUCGGUAUCACGAUACGGUUUGUACUCGCUCCAGCGAAUCCGGCGAAUUGUGGAGUAAUCACGCACGGGCGAAUCUCUGGAGAAAUGAGCCAUCUCCGAUCACCUGGUCUCGCAUCCUAUCGAAUGCGCAGGGCUUUGAGAAUGUGCUGCUCCGUAUAAAGACAUCGUGCUUGCUCGAUCACGCCGAUCUACGGUCUUGCUGUCCGUACUCUCUUCCUCGCUAUCUCUCGAAGACGAUCUUCAUAAAAUUAAUAUGGCUGUCGGCACGACCGUCGCCUCCGAGGCGAGUCCUGCUAUCGGGCAGUUGCUGGAUCCGAAAAGGAAGUGGUACAACAACCGGCGACUUAUCACUCUACACGCAUGGGUGGUUCUCUUUGUCAUCAUCUCAUCUGCAAACGGCUUCGACGGCAGCUUGAUGAACAGCUUCCAGUCUUUAUGGCAAUGGGAGGGAUACUUCAAAACUCCGAAUGGUUCUCUCCUGGGUGUUCUGAGCGCUAUGCAGAAUAUCGGAUCUCUGGCAGCGUACCCAUUCGCGCCGUAUCUUUCUGACGGGAUCGGCCGCCGGAUGACGAUCUUCGUCGGCUCGGCUAUCAUUCUCGUCGGUGUCGGUAUCCAGUCGGCAGCGACGAAUAUGGGCAUGUUCAUUGGCGGACGGUUCCUGAUCGGAUUCGGGGUGUGCUUUGCUGGCCAAUCCGCACCGUUAUUGGUCACCGAGAUCUCAUACCCACCGUAUCGCGCACCGUUGACAUCGGUGUACAACUCGCUCUGGUACUCAGGAAACGUGAUCGCAUCCUGGACGACUUAUGGCACCGCAUACAUCCCGAACGAGUGGUCAUGGCGAAUUCCGUCCAUAAUCCAGGGUAUCCCGUCGCUUCUCCAGUUCAUUCUCAUCUUCUUCGCGCCAGAAAGCCCCAGAUGGCUCAUUGCCAAGGGCAAGGAAGCUGAAGGCCUGAAGAUCCUCGCGUACUACCAUGCAGAUGGCAAUGACCAGGAUCCCCUCGUGCAAUUCGAGUUCGAAGAGAUCAGGGCUGCUAUCGCUUUCGAUCGUCAGGUGAACAAGAAAGUCGGAUGGAAGGCGCUUUUCGCCACCCCGGGUAACAGACGGCGCAUGACCAUUGCGAUCGCGAUAGGGUGGUUCUCGCAGUGGACAGGCAAUGGUCUUGUAUCGUACUAUCUUAACAAGGUCUUCGACACGAUUGGAAUCACCAGUACGACCACUCAACUGCUCAUUACAGGAAUCCUUGCAAUAUGGAACCUGGUCAUUUCGAUCGGAGCAUCUUUCCUGGUCGACCGGGCUGGCCGUCGUCCGCUGUUUUUGUGGGCCACUGGAGGCAGCUUGGUGUUCUUCACGCUGCAAACAAUCUGUUCUGCGCAGUAUGCGUUGCACGGUAACCCAGCCGCUGCGCAUGCGGUCAUUGCCUUCAUUUUCUUGUUCUACGGGUUCUACGACUUGGCAUUCACUCCUCUCAUCAUCACCUACACCGUCGAGAUCCUUCCGAACUCGCUUCGCGCUAAGGGCCUCACCGUGUAUAGCGUUGCUGUCUCGCUCGGGCUGAUCUUCAACCAAUAUGUCAAUCCUGUCGCGCUCUCCAGGCUGGCAUGGAAAUAUUACAUAUUCUACUGCUGCUGGAUCGCCUUCGAGUUCGUCUUCCUGUACUUCAUGCUCAUCGAGACGAAGAACCGCACGCUGGAAGAGACGGCUGCACUGUUCGAUAACAAGGACAUUGCGCAAGCCGUCGUUGCUCCCAUGGAGGUGGAGGAGGUCCGCCAAGAUGACAAGAGCUAUGCAUCCGAAAAAGCGGUGGAGAGAGUUGUGGAGGAUAUUCCAGCCUGACCGCAAUGCCAGAUGUAUGAGAUCUGGUUGUGUAUGUAUUGUAUGGACAAAGCCAUAUCAUCGUGCAACGUCCUGUGCAUCAUUGCCAUGUUCCUGUAUUUACCUCCCGUAGGUUGUAGGGUCAUAUGAUCGUCAUCGAUACAUCGUUUGGUCGUGAU